UCCAUUGGAAGGAAUACCCCCUAUGUGACAGCUGUCACACGUGCCAGUGAUAAAAAAUCCCGCACACCUACCAUCCAAACGCGUUAGUGUGUCGUUUUUUCGUAGCAGGCUAUGUCGUUGGGCAACGCAGGGCGAAUUGCUGUCUGUUGGACUGUUCUGACCGUGGGUGGCGUGUACGCAUUUGUGCUGUCGAAGAGAUCCGUUGAGAACCGGCGUUACGAGAGCAUGCGAGUGCGUGAGCGCAUGAGGAAGGCAAACCAAGGGGAUUACGACUCAACCGCAGCAUCGGACAGGCGAUUCGACUACUAA
Molecule: messenger RNA, 309 nt
Organism: Drosophila teissieri
Lineage: Eukaryota; Metazoa; Arthropoda; Insecta; Diptera; Drosophilidae
Exons: 2
Coding region: 112-309 (65 amino acids)
Source: RefSeq, a predicted model, not a curated record